GAUAUCAGACAGACGGACUCCAGACUGAAGCAGCUAAUCUGAAACCAGACCUCCACCUCUACUACUCUUAGGAUGUUGUGCCCAAGCGUCUUCCAGCCUCUCCCCGUCACCAUGAGGCCUUUCCUGGACAUGCACUGGCCCAUCAGAAGCUUGUGGCCCGAGACCCGGCCCCUAUUCUACCAAAUUGAGCAGGAGAUGAUCCGCCACAUGCAGGAGAUGAGGCAAAGCAUGGAGUACAUGGAGAGGCUCCACCAGAAGAUCUUCGAGGAGAUCGACCAGACCUCAACCUUGACGGGGAUGUUCAAGCCCAUCAGCUUCCAGGAGCUGGGGAAGGACAGCAGCAGCUUUGCCCUCAGCCUAGACACUCAGGAGUUCUCCCCAGAGGAGCUGUCAGUCAAACAGGUGGGCAGGAAGUUGAGGGUGAGCGGCAAGACAGAGAAGAAGAAGGAGGAUGAGAAGGGCUCGUACUCCUACAGGUGUCAGGAGUUCAGGCAGGAGUUCGACCUUCCGAGCGACGUGGACCCCGAGACCGUCACCUGCUCGCUGGUGGGCGGUAGGCUGCAGAUCCAGGCACCCCGGGACAAAGCGGUGACUGACGGGAAGGAGAGGGUCGUCCCCAUCACCUUAACCUCUGCCCCGGCCAUCACCUCCUCCAGCGGGGGGACAGAGGGGAACAGCAUCUCCUCCUCCUCAGAGAGCUGCCCUGCUGAGAAAAACUGAACCAUCUCAUCCAUUCACAUAUCUUCUUUUGGUUGAAAUAUAUCUGAUAGACGGAGGGAACAUGAAUCUGAUUCUUUUGAGUUGCACUUUGAUUUUUAUCAGUUAACUCUUUAUAAUAAACUGUUAAUGUCUCAGAAUUAAGUUUGAGUUAUUUCAGUCACAGGACUUUUUAAUGUCAAAAAACAUGAAAACAUUCUCAAUUUUGUGCAAUAUUUCAAUUUCAACCGUACAAUGUAGCAUAAUGAUGCCCUGUAUUUUACAUUUCUAGCAUUUAUUAUUGUGCUUCAUGCUUAUUAACUAUACAUUUUCUUUUAAAAUGUUGAUCUUGUAUUGUUUUUAAGGUGUAAUAUCUGUUCAGGACUAACUGAGAUUAUCCAGAAAUUAAAUAGUGAUUUUUUGUCAAAAUGGUGAUUUUGUGCUCAUAUUGUUACCUGUGUUGCAAUGAGUACCACAAAGUUAUACUUGAGUAAUAGUAAAAGGUAUGUUAAAAUGUUACUUUGGUAAAAAUGAAAAUCACCCAUAGGAAUAAUACUUGAGUAAAAUGUUCUGUUAUUAAAAAAGUAUAUGAUAUUAAAUGUACUUAGUAUAAAAUAUACAUCUUGGAGUAAAUUAUGAAUAUAGUCAGUGCUGUAAAAGCGCCAAAUAGACAUACUUGAAUAAAAGAUAUCGUGUUGAAAUGUUACUUUCCUACAAAUGAAAGUCACCCAGACAAAGAGUAGCUGAAGUACUAAAGGUAGCUUAUGUUGAACAUAUUUAAGUAUGAAAACUUUUUGUAUGUAUAAUGUAUUACGUAUAACUAUCAUAUGUAUGUAAAAAUAAAAUAAUACAUAUGAUAUAUAGAGUCAUUUGUCUGAUUCAUCUAGUUCAUUUCAGUAAUAUUUACUUGUUUAGAAAAUUUAGAAAAUAGUGUCCUUUUUUCAUAAAAUUGCUACUUAAUUCUCAUAAUAUUAUUACCUUUUCUGAUAAAAUUUAAACUAUAUUCUGAUUUCACUCCUUUAUUCACCAUAAAAUGAUGACUUCAUCCUCAUAAUAAUUUUGUAACAUCAUAACUAAUAAAAAUCCUCCUGUUGGUCUUCUGUUUACUGACAUAAACAACCUGUUACAAUCUUAUACUGUACUGUAAUAGCAUCAGACAAUUUUAAUAACUGAUUCAGUUCCAUGUUAAAGACAAAAAGGAUUUGUCAAUCAAUCUACAGUAAGAGUAAUAGCACAAUCGAAUUCUGUGGUCUGUGUUUUGGCGGUGAUGGGGGGCUUACGGAUAAACCCGCAGUUCUUGGACUUAGGACAUAAAAAACCAGCGAAAUGUUCAUUCAGUCAUGAUCAUUAAUGUAGACCAAGACUUCUAAAAAACAUUCAAAUUAAUUAGUUUCUGACAGACUUGAUGAAAGUGAUGACAAUAAACACAGGACACCAGUUUUCCCUUUCUUUGUAAAAUAAUUCUCAAUAAACUUAAUUUAUUCACAAACUGCUUUUCAAAUUGCCAUGUUGUCAUUGUUCUUUUUUUUUUAAAUCACAUACAAUAAAAAAAUUUCUAAAAGACAAGAGAUGUCCGAGUCUCUCCGCUAACUUUGUACACGACUGCUCCUCCGUUUACAGCUCCCUCCUCUGUCCUGAAGCUUCUGUUAUUUUUAUUUUUUUCAAACACGAUGCGUUCAUCGCCGACACCUCGUCACGCUCAGACAUCAGAUUAGAAAUAUUAAGAAAAAACAGCAGAAAAUAAUUAACAGAGGGACUAAAAAUUUAACAGCUACAGUACACAUUUCCUUUUCUUCUCCGUUAGUUUUGUCUUUUCCUUUUUUCUUUUUAACGUUUUGAUUUACAGAAUAAUAGAAUAUGUUCAGUUAAGGCUUAUGUUGGGUGUUAUGGAGCGAGCAACAGAAACAAACCAACAAACCAGGGGGAUGGGCGGAGGUGUGUGUUUGUGUGUGUGUGUGUGUGUGUGUGUGGACAUGUGUUACAGGGACACUGGGUUAGAACACUGCAUGUAUACAUUAUUAUGGGCACACUGAGUGUUAUGCAGACACGGUUUCUGGUAAACGUAAUGUUUCUUUUUGAAUUAUGUUGUGAAUUUAUGAAAUUGAGUGAACUGAUUUUUGUUUCCUGUUAAUUUUGGUUAGCUACUUUCAAAAAUCUGAUUUAUAUCACAUGCUAACAAUUUGGCUCAUAGCAAACUUUAAUUUCAUCUUAAGGGAGUAGUUCAACAUUCUUUCUUGUGAGAUGUUCAAGGUUUGAAGAUGAACAUCAGUCUCAUGUUUUGUGUUAAAUACAGAACUGGCGUCAGGAUGUGAUUCUUAACAUAAAGAUGGGAAAGGACAAUGACAUAGUUCUGUCAAGUCUCAUGGCUAUAUCUUAAGUUUACAAACACACCUACUAACAGCGCUAAAGUUGAUAAAUUGUCACCCUCUCUUGCUUUGUCAGCGUCAGAAAUUCACAAUGUGUCCGAUUUAAACUUAAAUUUGGAGGCUGACAAUAGAUUUAUAAUGUAACUAGAUAGUGACUGCAAAGAUGUGUUAAAAACAUACAACCUCAAUGGAUCAAAAAUUAGUAACAGAAACUGUCAUUACUGAACAUGUUUUCAGUUUGAGACGUCUUGUUAACAGUUUUACUGAUGUCUCCUUUCUAAUGGUGGCCAAUGGAGAAAAGGUUUUUUGGGCUGCAGGUAUUUUUUUAAAAAUUUUUUUUGGCGCAACAUCACAAUUAGCCACUGAGAUAAACUGGCAGCAGUGGCGCAGAAUCAAAGUCUAAAUGAUAAUCCAUGAGCCUAACUUUCAUCGUUUUUCCCAAUUAUGGUUAUAAGAGGGGGAAGAUCAAAUGUUUACUUGACUCCUGUUGUCCCCAGUCUUUAUGCAAAGCAAAGCUAACAGCGUCCUGACACCACCUUUAAUUAAGAACACAAACAUAAGACUGAUGUCCAUCUGAAUAUCACACUCUGAACUGUUCCCUUAUGGGCGCCAAAUCAGUAACUUGCAAGCUGCUUCUCCGAGUGGCUUUUACCACAAUGACAUGACAUUAGACAGAAAAGAAGAAAUAUUCACACAAACCGAAACGCUGCAUUUUCCGUUCACACAUCAAACAUCCAGAUGAGAUUUAAACCCUCUGAAAUCCAUCAGCCUGCUAACAAAACAAAAAACUUGUCGUUUAUAAAGUGGAUUCAAUGGUCUUUUUUUUUCUCUUUUUUUUUUUUAUA
Acanthopagrus latus (yellowfin seabream) is the source of this 3907-nucleotide messenger RNA. RefSeq names its product heat shock protein beta-11-like. The transcript has a single exon. Gene Ontology annotation, biological process: response to heat; protein refolding. Bases 73 to 720 code for a protein of 215 amino acids. The record is from RefSeq and is a predicted model, not a curated record. Gene Ontology annotation, molecular function: protein folding chaperone. Lineage: Eukaryota; Metazoa; Chordata; Actinopteri; Spariformes; Sparidae.